UCCAGGUGACGUCACGAGACCGCCGGCGGACACGCUGCUGCCUGGCUGCGAGCACUCGGGCAUGGCGGCCGCGGGCGCUACUUUGGGACCGUUGGUGGCAUCCCUCUACGACGUGCAGGCUUUGAAGUUUGGGGACUUCGUGCUGAAGAGCGGGCUCACCUCCCCUGUCUACAUCGAUCUGCGGGGCGUCAUAUCUCGACCGCGUCUUCUGAGUCAGGUUGCAGAUAUUUUAUUCCAAACUGCCCAAAAUGCAGGGAUCAGUUUUGACACUGUAUGUGGAGUACCUUACACAGCUUUGCCAUUGGCUACCGUUAUCUGCUCAACACAUCAAAUCCCAAUGCUUAUGAGAAGGAAGGAAACAAAGAACUAUGGUACUAAAUGUCUUGUAGAAGGAGCUCUUAAUCCAGGAGAAACCUGUUUAGUCAUUGAAGAUGUGGUCACUAGUGGAGGUAGUGUUUUGGACACUGUUGAAGUUCUGCAGAAGGCGGGUCUGAAGGUCACUGAUGCUGUAGUGCUGCUGGACCGGGAGCAGGGCGGCAGAGACAAGCUACAGGCCCAUGGGAUCCGUCUCCACGCGGUGUGUACAUUGUCCCAAAUGCUGGAGAUUCUCGAGCAGCAGCAAAAAAUCAAUCCCGAGGUGGUCAAGAGAGUGAAGCAGUUCAUUCGGGAGAAUGUGUUUACAGCUACUCAACAGAAUGGCUCUCUCCUCCGUAUGAGCAAAGCACCAGAGGAGCUCAGCUUCGCUGCUCGGGCAGAGCUGCCGGGCAUCCACCCAGUGGCAUCAAAGCUGCUGAGGCUUAUGCAGAAGAAGAAGACCAACCUGUGUCUGUCUGCUGAUGUUUCAGAGGCCAGAGAGCUGGUGCAGCUGGCAGACACCUUGGGGCCCAGCAUCUGCGUGCUGAAAACACACGUGGAUAUUUUGGAUGACUUCACUCUGGAUGUGAUGAAGGAGCUGACCGCCCUGGCGAGACAGCAUGAGUUCUUAAUAUUUGAAGACCGAAAAUUUGCAGAUAUAGGAAGCACAGUAAAAAAGCAGUAUGAGGGUGGUGUCUUUAAAAUAGCAUCCUGGGCAGAUAUCGUAAAUGCCCACGUGGUUCCGGGCUCAGGAGUGGUGAAGGGCCUGCAGGAGGUGGGCUUGCCUCUGCACCGGGGCUGCCUGCUCAUUGCAGAAAUGAGCUCUGCUGGCUCCCUGGCCACUGGGGACUACACGAAUGCUGCGGUUAGAAUGGCUGAGCACCAUUGUGAAUUUGUGAUUGGUUUUAUUUCUGGGUCCCGAGUAAGCAUGAAACCAGAAUUUCUUCACUUGACACCAGGAGUUCAACUAGAAGCAGGAGGAGAUCAUCUUGGCCAACAAUACAACAGUCCCCAAGAAGUCAUUGGCAGACGAGGUUCUGACAUCAUCAUUGUGGGGCGAGGCAUACUUUCUGCACCUAAUCGCCUGGAAGCAGCAGAGAUAUACAGAAAAGCCGCUUGGGAAGCAUAUUUGAGUAGACUUGCCGUUUGAGUGCCUCAGAUACGAUUAUGUGAAGACAUUGAAGAUACGUGGCUUCUGCAAAUCGCUGGCUUGAGAUGAGCUUUUAAAGCAUAUGUUUAAGCUCAUUUUUUUGUUUAGUCUGGUAUUUGUUAGGCACAGCUAUGGAAGACCCCAUCUGUAGCUGGAGCUAAAUGUACUUACUCUGCGAAUGAGGUACUGGGGACUAAACCCUGGCUGUUUGCACUGAGCUAUGUCCCCAGGCCUCUUUUCUAUUUUUGAUACAGAGUCUCACUAAGUGGCCCAGGCUGGAUUCAAACUUGUGAUCCUCCGGCCUUGGACUCCCAGAGUGCUGAGAUUAUAGAUGUGUGCCACCACACCCAGCUUGUUCUUUUAAUGGUGGUGAGACAGUUUUAAAUGUGUGUCCUUUACUUUGUCUGAUAUAUUGUUCAGAUCAUGUCUAACAGCUGUUUAUCUCUUACAAGUGCCGAGUGUUGCCACCAGUCUGUAAUCGCAGAACUCUGGGAGGCUGAGGCAACAAGAUCUAAAAAAAUUAAAAGGUGGAAAGUUC
Cavia porcellus (domestic guinea pig) is the source of this 2042-nucleotide messenger RNA. It is a transcript of the gene Umps, whose product is annotated as uridine monophosphate synthetase. Lineage: Eukaryota; Metazoa; Chordata; Mammalia; Rodentia; Caviidae. Gene Ontology annotation, biological process: 'de novo' UMP biosynthetic process; 'de novo' pyrimidine nucleobase biosynthetic process. The record is from RefSeq and is a predicted model, not a curated record. Bases 62 to 1504 code for a protein of 480 amino acids. Gene Ontology annotation, molecular function: orotidine-5'-phosphate decarboxylase activity; orotate phosphoribosyltransferase activity. The transcript is spliced from 6 exons.